AUGCGGGAGGCGAUGGAGGCGCUGUCGAGCGAACGCGAGCGGUUGGCGAAUUUCACGAGAAACGCGCUGGCGAGCGAAAACGUGCGAAGAGCGACGGAAAAGGACGUCGGGGAGCUGCGCGAACGUCGUAAAGCGGUGGAUGCGGCGAAGAAGGAGUACGAUGGGGUGCGACAGCGAUAUAUGAAGACGACGGGAGGGGAGGAAGAGUUGCGCGCGGCGAAACUGUCGUUUGAGCGCGCGCGACGGGAUUUGCUCGUAGCGCUGCAACGAGUGAAUGUGGCGAAGCACACGCGCACGAAACGGUGCGCCGUAGACUUAAUCGACGCGCAGUUGGAUUACUUUCGUCGGGGGGUGGAAAUAUUGACUCGCCUCUCGCCCACGCUGGAUAUUUUGAGAAAGGACGUCGCGGCGGCGGAGGCCGAGGGCGCGGACUUAGAGGCGGCGUUGAACGAGGAAAUGGAAAAGCUGAUGGCGCGGUGCGAUGACGAAGCGCAAUCGACAUCGGACGCACUGUCGAUGGUAAGUGACCGCGCGAGAGAGAUGAGCGCGCAGAUGGCGUCGUCCGCCGCGGGAUACGGGUCCUCUCAAAACGAAGCGUUGAUGCAAGGAUAUUUAUUGAAGCGAUCGAGCGGGAAAAUUCAAGAUUGGAAGCGGCGAUUCUUCGUUUUGGAUGCGCGCGGAUCGCUGACGUACACGAAAUCGCUUUCGUCCAAUCCGAGGAAAGCGCUCGGCGGGAAGUUGUUAUCGCUCGGGUCGAUGCGAAAUAAGUCGUCAAACGCGCCUUCGACGCAGACGACUGGCGGAGGAGAGGUACGCGAGACGGUAUCUUUGCUCACGGCGACGAUUAAACCCGACUUGGACGACGACUCGAACGCGCGUUUCGCGUUUCGCAUCGUUUCUCCCGAAAAGACGUAUUAUUUACGCUGCGAAAGCAACGCGGAGCGAAGCAAAUGGAUGGAAGCUAUCACGACCGCGAUCGCGAGUUUAUUAAAUUCGAGCGUGAACGAAACAAUCCUGGCAGAGCACGAAGCGAGCGUGAACAAAUACGGGAGCAAGCAUUCGCGGACGAUGUCGUCGAUCUCGAGCGUCUCCGCGUACGACGGUCCGCCACCCUUGACGGUGCUCGGCGCCGUGCCCGGCAACGGAUUCUGCGCCGAUUGCGACAUGCCAGAGCCGGAUUGGGCGAGUCUUAACCUCGGUAUCAUGCUUUGCUUGCAAUGCAGCGGCGUUCAUAGGCAGUUGGGCGUGCAGGUGAGCAAAGUUCGGAGCGCAACGCUCGACGUGCGCGCGUGGGAGCCAAGCGUGUUGGAAUUUUUCUCGCGCUGGGGCAACGCCCAAUCGAACGCGCGUUGGGAGUACGAAAAAGCCGAAGUCGAGGCGAAAAAACCCAACAAGAAUUCGUCGCUCGAAUCUCGAAAGGCUUUCAUACUCUCAAAGUACGUCGCCAAGGCGUUUUGCCGUCGCGAGGCGCAACCGACCGAGUCGCAGCUCUUGACGGCGAUCAACUCCAACUCGCUACCAGCCGUCAUGGAUUUACUCCUCAAAGGCCCGCACAUCAAGAUGCACUGGGUCAUGCUCACCGCCGCUUGCGACUGCGGUGAUGCUUCCAUCGCCAUCCUCGAAGCUCUGCUGCACCACAACGUCGACGUGAACGCUCGAGAGAAUCCGUACACCGAGGACACCGCGCUCCACUACGCCGCACGAAGAGGCCGAGACGCCUUCGCCAAGGUUCUACUCCGUCGCGGUGCCGACCCGCGCGUCCUCAACGGGCGCGGUCAGACCGCUUUCGACGUCGCCGUGGACGUUCACGGCGCGAUUCGCGACGAGGAUUUACUCAUCAUGCUCAGCGCCGCGCAAGACGACGACUAGCCCUUGUAACGCUCG
Messenger RNA from Ostreococcus lucimarinus CCE9901, 1884 nucleotides. RefSeq lists its product with no specific name. The coding region runs from base 1 to 1869 and encodes 622 amino acids. Lineage: Eukaryota; Viridiplantae; Chlorophyta; Mamiellophyceae; Mamiellales; Bathycoccaceae. The record is from RefSeq and is a predicted model, not a curated record. Gene Ontology annotation, cellular component: cytoplasm. Gene Ontology annotation, molecular function: GTPase activator activity; protein binding. The transcript has a single exon.